Molecule: messenger RNA, 556 nt
Organism: Laccaria bicolor S238N-H82
Lineage: Eukaryota; Fungi; Basidiomycota; Agaricomycetes; Agaricales; Hydnangiaceae
Exons: 2
Coding region: 374-556 (60 amino acids)
Source: RefSeq, a predicted model, not a curated record
CCCCAGCGCAUUCGGUGAGUUCGGGAGCGGGAAGGCAGGGUGGUGUGUCCUCGCCUGUUCCGUCGGCGUCGGGGAGAGGAGCGGCGUCGCCUGUACCGUCUAAAAGCGGGAAUGGGGGUGGUGGGAUUGCGGCGGCGGCGGCGAGGGCGGAGGUUCCUGGAAGGUUCCAUGAGCAGUUUUAGAAAGCUCUGAUUGAACAUUUGAGCGGUGUUUCCCCCCUCACUUUUCAUUAUCGAUUCGUUGAACCACGACAUUGUCACCUACUUUACUCCCGUAUCAUCUUGUCUCUUUCGUUGUCAUGAUGCCUUUGACAUUAACCCCAUCUUCCCCACUUUCCCUUACUUUGAGCACGAGCGCUCCGUUUCCUCCUAUCAUGUACACUUUUCCCGCUUUAACACCGUUUGUGUUGCGUCAUUUUUUUUCCCUGCCUUCCCGUAUUCAAUUCACAUCAGCCGCCACACGCUCUCAAAACGUGAGCGCUGCUCUUACCUUGUAUUUUAGCCCCCCAUUUCUGUAUUCAUGGGCUCUACUUUGUACUUUAACUAUUGAAUAUUGA